GUUCAGUUCAGCAGGUAGGAAGUGGGUUGAGGAGCGGACCGUGGGACACCCGGACGUCGUUCCCCGGGCCUUCUCUGUGACUCUGCAUGUGAGACGGUGGUUGAUACCUUCGAAAAUCUGUUGUUAAAAUAAUAAAUCUACAAGUGAUGUAGGGACCGGUCUCUAUUAUGCUUUCUCUCCAUUGGAGGGAAGGGUGCAACAGAAGGAAAGAGAAGCCAAAAAAUUCUAGGCUGGUGAUUCUGAAUGCUGCAAGGAAAGCCUAGUUUCUCACCUUCUCUUCCCCAUCUCACUCAUCUAAGGACACUGCCAUUUCCCUAUAAAAGAGCCAAGGGGAGGAAAGAAUGGCUGUUGGACUUCUUACAGCUAUGUACCAGGAGUUGGUGACCUUCAGGGAUGUGGCUGUAGACUUCUCCCGAGAGGAGUGGGAUUGCCUAAAUUCUUCUCAAAGGCAUCUGUACAGUAAUGUGAUGUUGGAGAACUACAGGAUCUUGGUAUCACUGGGACUUUGCUUUUCUAAACCAAGUGUGAUAUUAUUGUUGGAACAAGGGAAGGAGCCCUGGAUGGUGAAGAGAGAGCUGACAAAAGGCUUGUGCUCAGACUGGGACUCUAUGUGUGAGACUAAACAAUUAAACCUAAAGCGGGACAUUUAUGAAGCGCAGUCAUCUCAGAAGGUAAUAAAAAAACUUACAAGCAGUGGCCUUGAGUACUCCAGUUUGAGAGAAGAAUGGAAAUGUAAAGGCCAUUUUGAGAGGCAACCAGUGAAUCAGAAGGCAUGCUUCAAGGAAGAGACAAUCACUCAUGAAGAAACCCCUGCUGAUGAAAGGGGACAAGAAUAUAGCAAAACUUGGGGAAGUUUCCAUCCAAGCACACUACUUCAUACACCACAGAUAAUCCCCAAAGAAGAGAAAGUAGUUGCACAUAAUACACAUAAAAGCUUUAAAAAAAAGUUAAUGGGCAUUAAGCCCAAGAGUAUCUAUACAGAGAAGAAACUUUUGAAAUGUAAUGACUGUGAAAAAGUUUUCAGCCAGAGCUCAUCCCUUACUCUUCAUCAAAGAAUACAUACUGGAGAGAAACCCUAUAAAUGUGUAGAAUGUGGGAAAGCCUUCAGCCAGAGAUCAAAUCUUGUUCAACAUCAGAGGAUUCAUACUGGAGAGAAGCCCUAUGAAUGUAAGGAAUGUAGGAAGGCCUUCAGUCAGAAUGCACACCUAGUUCAACAUCUGAGAGUUCAUACUGGAGAAAAACCUUACGAAUGCAAGGUGUGUAGGAAAGCCUUCAGCCAGUUUGCUUACCUUGCUCAACAUCAGAGAGUUCAUACUGGAGAGAAACCCUAUGAAUGUAUUGAAUGUGGGAAGGCUUUUAGCAAUAGAUCAUCUAUUGCUCAACACCAGAGAGUUCAUACGGGUGAGAAACCUUAUGAAUGUAAUGUCUGUGGGAAAGCAUUUAGCCUUCGUGCAUACCUUACUGUACAUCAGAGAAUACAUACUGGAGAGAGACCCUAUGAAUGCAAGGAAUGUGGGAAAGCUUUCAGCCAGAAUUCACACCUUGCUCAGCAUCAGAGAAUUCAUACUGGAGAAAAACCUUAUAAAUGCCAGGAAUGUAGGAAAGCGUUCAGCCAGAUUGCCUACCUUGCUCAACAUCAGAGAGUUCAUACUGGAGAGAAACCCUAUGAAUGUAUUAAAUGUGGGAAGGCUUUUAGCAAUGAUUCAUCCCUUACUCAGCAUCAGAGAGUUCAUACUGGAGAAAAGCCUUACGAAUGUAAUGUUUGUGGAAAGGCUUUUAGUUACUGUGGAUCCCUUGCCCAACACCAGAGAAUUCAUACUGGAGAGAGACCCUAUGAAUGUAAGGAAUGCAAGAAAACCUUCAGGCAACAUGCACACCUUGCUCAUCAUCAGAGAAUCCAUCUUGGGGAGUCACUCUCACCACCCAAUCCAGUCAGUCACCAAGUCCUAUAGACUCUCAUUAGUACUUCUGGAAUUUAUACUCAUUUUCUCCAUCUCUAAUGUUGCCUUCCUAGUCUUAAGUUUCGUCUUACUGGAUCACUGCUAUAGCUUUCUAACAGGUUUCUAACAGCUUUCUGAGCCAACUUCUGGUCCCGUUAAAUUCAUUUCCCACCAUGCAUCCAAACUGAUCUUUUUGAAGUGUAAGAAUACACAUAUCACUGCCUCCAGUUAGAAGUUUUUUUUGGCUUGCUGUUGUUCUUAAGCUAACGUUCAGUCUUUUAAACUGUCUAUGAGGAACUUCUUUGAUUCUUGUUUUGUUUGUUUCUUUUUUGAGCACAGGUGGACACCAUAAUUGGCAAUGUCUGAUUCUUACAUACUUUUCCGCCUUAUUUUAUUCCAGUCUCCCUCUCUGGGCACUAGGCACUUCCCAAGACUAAGAGCUUAGAUUCUGGAAAAUCAUAGCUCUACUACUACUGUGGCUUUGUGUGACUGAGUAAUUUGCUUGACUUAUCUAAACCUCAGGGUUUUCUUUAAUUCUUAAAAUAGGGAUAAUAAAGGAUAUUGUAGAAAUGUGAGUAUUAAAUGAAGUAGUCUCUAUUGUAGAUUGGUGCAUAUUAGGUAAGAAAUUUGCAUGUAAAGUACUUAACAUAGUGCAUCAAAUAUUGCAAAUAUUCAGUUAAAUAAUAAUAGCUAACAUGUAUUGAGUGCUUACUAGGCACUAGGCACCGUUCUCCAUACUCAACAUAUAUUAACUCAUUUACUCCUUACAGCUAAAAUAUGAUUCCUUAGUGGACAAAGCAGAACAUCCAUGCAAAGCAGCAGGUCAGAAUUGGGAAAACCUAAAAAUUUUGGACUAUAAGUGGGAGUGUUUGGACUCUAAGUGAGUGUUGAUACAGACACAAAUAGUGGAACUCUAACACUUAAAACCAGUUUUAGGAUGUUUCUAAAGAGAAUGAGUUGGAUAAACCAAUUAAAGAAAAUUAAGAUUCACUGAGACGAAUACAGAACUUACAUUUAGAUCAAGACAAGAACAGAGAGGACUGCUAUUUACUCCCAAAAGCCAAUAAACAUAGAAAUUUGUACUGUACCAUAAGAAAGCAUCAGCCCCAGGUAAUUAUGUGGGUGAAUCUAGGUAAUUUCAAAAGCAUUUAAACUGUUACAUACCAUAGAAAAAGAACAAAGUUUGUAAAAAUUUUUAUCAAGUGGCUGUAAAAUGAAACUAAAAGGGGAUUGAGGGAAGAAAACUACAAACUACUCAAUAUUCACUGAAUGUGUAGAUAUAUUGAGUAGCUCCAAUUUGCCAGCUACUGUUUUAGGUGUGAGGAGACAACAUGAUCAAUACAAAGACCGUGUCCUCAUGGAGUUAAAUUCCAGAGGCUGAGAAAGUUAAUGCUUAAAUAUAAAACAAUUGAUUUUGUAGACCCAGAAAACUAAAGAAUA
Messenger RNA from Vicugna pacos (alpaca), 3380 nucleotides. NCBI's taxonomy places the organism in Eukaryota, Metazoa, Chordata, Mammalia, Artiodactyla, Camelidae. The record is from RefSeq and is a predicted model, not a curated record.